AUAUAGUGACUGCAGGGUCUGGGGAGACCAGAUAUAAUGAAUGGGGGGUCCGGGAGAGCAGAUAUAGUGAAUGCAGGGUCCGGGGAGACCGGAUAUAGUGAAUGCAGGGUCUGGGGAGACCAGAUAUAGUGAAUGCAGGGGUCUGGGGAGACCAGAUAUAGUGGAUGCAGGGUCCGGGGAGACCAGAUAUAGUGGAUGCAGGGUCCGGGGAGACCAGAUAUAGUGAAUGCAGGGUCCAGGGAGACCGGAUAUAGUGAAUGCAGGGUCCGGGGAGACCAGAUAUAGUGAAUGCAGGGUCCGGGGAGACCA
Messenger RNA from Staurois parvus, 309 nucleotides. NCBI's taxonomy places the organism in Eukaryota, Metazoa, Chordata, Amphibia, Anura, Ranidae. The record is from the annotation of a GenBank genome assembly.